Catharus ustulatus (Swainson's thrush) is the source of this 519-nucleotide messenger RNA. RefSeq names its product homer protein homolog 1-like. Gene Ontology annotation, cellular component: plasma membrane; postsynaptic density; cytoplasm. The transcript is spliced from 6 exons. Gene Ontology annotation, molecular function: G protein-coupled glutamate receptor binding. The record is from RefSeq and is a predicted model, not a curated record. Gene Ontology annotation, biological process: G protein-coupled glutamate receptor signaling pathway; regulation of store-operated calcium entry. Bases 1 to 519 code for a protein of 172 amino acids. Lineage: Eukaryota; Metazoa; Chordata; Aves; Passeriformes; Turdidae.
AUGCAAGCAAAGCAAAACAAGGAAUACAUUCAGUACUUCCCAUUCACAGCUUCAUAUGCUGAUUAUGAUGUCAUAUGGGAACAACCCAUCUUCAGCACCCGAGCUCACGUCUUCCAGAUUGACCCAAACACUAAGAAGAACUGGGUUCCCACCAGCAAGCAUGCUGUUACUGUGUCCUACUUCUAUGACAGCACAAGAAAUGUCUACAGGAUAAUCAAUUUAGAUGGUUCAAAGGCAAUAAUAAAUAGCACUAUCACCCCCAACAUGACAUUUACAAAAACAUCCCAGAAGUUUGGCCAAUGGGAAGACAGCAGAGCAAAUACAGUCUAUGGUUUGGGAUUUUCAUCUGAACAUCACCUUUCAAAAUUUGCAGAAAAAUUUCAGGAAUUCAAAGAUGCUGCACGACUAGCAAAGGAAAAAUCCCAAGAAAAGAUGGAGUUAACAAGUAUACCCUCUCAAAAACGAAGAGAGUACUUCACAGUUUCCUUGAAUCCCUUCAUCAGUCAGCUAGAAGUGUAA